Papaver somniferum (opium poppy) is the source of this 1785-nucleotide messenger RNA. RefSeq names its product protein COFACTOR ASSEMBLY OF COMPLEX C SUBUNIT B CCB2, chloroplastic-like. Bases 28 to 912 code for a protein of 294 amino acids. Lineage: Eukaryota; Viridiplantae; Streptophyta; Magnoliopsida; Ranunculales; Papaveraceae. The transcript is spliced from 8 exons. Gene Ontology annotation, biological process: cytochrome b6f complex assembly. The record is from RefSeq and is a predicted model, not a curated record.
UUAAACUCCAGCGAUUUUCCGAGAGAGAUGAGUACCCUUUCUUCACUAAAUUCGCUAAUUCCGUUAGAAAAUCAAUUCCAAUUUCCCGCCAUUUCAAACAACAGGAUUAGGGUAAACCAUAUAAGAAUUUCAGCUAGUCUCAACAACAAUAAUUCUGAAGAAACUAAUCUUAAUCUCUCCGUUCUUCGUUUCACACUCGGUAUACCUGGUUUGGAUGAAUCUAAAUUACCUAGAUGGAUUGGACGUACAUUUGGUUCAUUGAUAGUCUUAAAUCACUUUGUUGGUUCCAAUUCAUACACGUCACCUUCACAGCUUAGAUCGGAGGCUUUAGGUCUAUGUUUGGCUGCAUUUUCGAUUACUAUACCUUACGUUGGUAAAUUUCUCAAGGGUGCAGCUCCAGUAGAACGACCAGCUCUUCCGGAAGGAAACAAGCAAAUAUUUGCUAUGUCGGAGAGUCUCUCUGAUAGAGAUAGGGAGGAUUUGGCGUGGGGAACAUUUGUCCUGCUAAAGAAUACCAACACCGUAUCAGUGCUUAUAUCAGCUCAAGGUGCCUUAUGUGUACGAGGUUACUGGAAUUCACCAGAGAGUGCAUCAAAAGCUCAAAUACUUGAAUGGUUGGAGAGACAGAUUCAGCAAAUUGGCCUCUCUGACUUGAAGGAGACACUUUAUUUUCCUCAGGGCGCAGAUUCUGCAGUUUGGGAGAUGCUCCCUGAGGGUACCCGUUCCGUUCUAGUACAACCAGCGCCAGGAGAUCCUAACACCACUGCUAGUGAAGCAACAAAGAAGAUUGGGGGAUUUAUCUUGUUAGCUUCUAGCAUGAGUUACGCAUACAAUGAUAGAGACAGAGCCUGGAUAGCUGCAGUUGCUAACAAGUUUAAAGACAAGGCACAGUAUUCAGCAGUUGGUCUGUAAAAAAGUGAGAAGUAUUCUGUUCACUCAUAUGUACAGAGAGAUAAAAUUUUGCGCUGAUGCCUUUAGCUAGAAAGGGUUCAAGAAAGAAUAGAGGAAACAGGGAGGAGCACAGUGACAGGCCUGUUCGGGUUAGUAGUAUUGACUAUUGAGAUAACGGCUGUGGCAUACUUUAGAUUUUGUGUAGAGUUAUCUUUUGUUGUCUAUUUGCUUUUUCUUUUGUUCUUGUUGCUCUUUUCUUCAGUUUGUUGAAGAAUUGAGUCUUGUCUUAAAAGUUCUGCGAUAAAUUUUUUAUGUUUGAGCAAAAAAAGAAAAAAAUCACACUGCAUGACAAGGGUUAUACCAUAGUGCAAUACAUAUUUUCACCCGAAAAAUACUCAAUAGACAGUAAACCUUACAAUCAAUUACAUGGCUUCUUGUGGGAAUCCAAAUUCCUUGUGGGUGCUGCUUCCAAAGGUAUGCUCCAACCUAGGCUUGAAAUUCACUAACAACCCAUUUUUCAUGUACAGUGUAGUUUUCACUUUUGGAACAACUGUUUGGCCUUCAACAACCUUAACUGAGUAUCUUAGCAAGAUUGAAGCAGCCACCAUUUUCAUCUGAAUUCUUUCCCCCAUAUAGCUUCAGUUCGGCCAAUGGAGUACAUGGAGUAGACUAUCAAAUCUUUCUUUUUAACAGCAGUACCAUUGGGCAGUACAUCAUCCUCUCUAGCCUCCUUGAUAUCGUGUGGUACAGACGGAUAGAGCCUCAGUGUUUCUGAUAGAGCAGCUUCAAGAUGCACCAUUUUCUUUAACUCAUCCGCUGUAAACACAAUUUCGUUUAUGUUUUCGCUGUCACACUUCCUGUGGCUUAUAAUUACUUUGAUCUCGUUGAGAAUUA